AAAAAUGCCCCUUUAUUCAACUGGAGGUACCCAAGCUUGGUAUUCACCAAAACAGGCGUUGUGUAUCGCUCUAACUUUUGCAAUUGUUGAUUUACUAGUUAACAUUUUUGGAUUGGCCUGGAAUGGAAAAUUUUUCACCUUUGAUAACUUACAACACUGGUUCGAUUUUAGCCAUUACACGUUUACUAACAACCCGAUUGACUUCCUUGCUGUUGCCAUUCUUCGAAUUUGUAUUCUUCUUGGUGGUGCCGCAGGAGUUUAUUGUAACCCUAAAGGAGGCGCUGAAGCUUGUGCUACUCUUUCCAAUUUUACCUUUGCAUUAGUCCUUGUUAUUGUUGCCUUUUCUCCAAUAAAAUUGCUUGCUUUUUAUGAACAUGAGGACCUCAAAUUUGCUGUUGGAGAUUGGAUUCUUAUGAUUUGGUGCAUUCUAGCAGCUUUAUUUGUUCAAGCAAUUUGGGUUAGCGUGUUUGCUCGUGUUCGAGAAGUUAUUUUUGUUGGACGUCAAAGACUAUUUUCUAAUGAAGAUGAACAAUAUUUUUCUGAAUUGCAAAGAAAAGAAAGUGAAGUUGCUGAUCAAAAACGAGAAACUUUUGUGAUGCUUUUCAGACUUCUUGGAUAUAUGGCGAAGGAAUGGCCGUUUUACAGUGUUGCUUUUAUCUUUUUGUUCUUUUACUCACUUUCUCGAGUUUUUGUGCCUUACUUUACUGGACAAGUGGUUGGAGCUGUCUUUGGUGCUGAAGCUUCUUAUGAACACCUCUUUAAUUAUGUCAUUAUUAUGGCCUCGCUUUCUUUAUCGAGUUCUGUCUUUGCUGGUCUACGUGGAGGAUUUUUUACUUAUUCGCAGGCUCGAAUUGAUAGAAGAAUUCGCGGGGAUCUUUUUAGUUCUUUUGUUAAACAAGAGAUCGGAUUUUUUGAUGCUAACAAAACUGGAGAAAUUUGUUCCCGGAUAAAUGCCGAUUGUCAAACAAUGUCAAAUACAUUGGCACUUUACAUGAACGUUUUUUGUCGAAAUAUGACAAUGCUUGUUGGCUCGCUUAUUUUUAUGUUUCUGCUUUCUUGGCGUCUUACAGUUGUUACAUUUACUGCUGUUCCAAUUAUUUUUUUAAUUUCAAAAGUUUUUGGUGUUUACUAUGAUCAAAUAGCCGAAGAAAGUCAAAAUAGUGUAGCAAAAGCAAAUGAUGUUGCAGAGGAAGUUUUGAGUGCAAUACGCACAGUAAAGAGUUUUGCUUGUGAACGUUUUGAAUCUCUCCGUUUUCUCUCUUAUUUGAAUGUUACUCUAAGUAUUGGUGCACGUAAAGCAACUGCUCAUGUUGGAUUUCUUCUUACUACGGAGUUUUUACAAAUGGGAAUUCUUACAAUGGUGCUCUUUUAUGGCGGUCAUUUGGUAAUUCAAGGAAAAAUUGAUUCUGGACUUUUGGUCUCAUUUAUGCUCUACCAAUUCCAAUUGGGGGAAAAUUUACGAGAAUUGGGCGAAGUUUGGAAUGGAUUGAUGCAAGCAGUUGGUGCCUCGAGAAAAGUUUUUGAAUUAAUUGACCGUCAGCCCGAGGUAUUAAAUGACGGACACGUUGCCCUUGAUGAUAGAAUUGCUCGGAUGGAAGGACGAAUUGAAUUUAGAAAUGUUCAUUUUCAUUACCCAACACGGCCUAAUGUUCCUGUACUUAAAGGCCUUUCCUUCACAGUUGAACCCGGUCAGAUAGUGGCACUAGUAGGACCUAGUGGAGGUGGAAAAAGUUCGUGUAUCGCUUUGCUUGAACAUUUCUAUGAGCCUGAAUCUGGUGAAGUUCUUCUCGAUGGUGUACCAGUGCGAGAUUAUGACCAUAAAUUUUUGCAUACAAAAGUAUCACUUGUAGGACAGGAACCGGUCCUCUAUGCACGUUCUGGUUAUGAGACUGAUGUUGGCGAAAAAGGAGGACAAAUGUCUGGAGGACAAAAGCAAAGAAUAGCCAUUGCUCGUGCACUUGUAAGAGAACCAGUUGUUUUGCUACUCGAUGAAGCGACGUCAGCACUUGAUUCAGAAUCCGAGCAUUUGGUACAAGAGGCUAUUCAACGAAAUCUUAGAGGCCGAACCGUGCUUUUAAUCGCACAUCGAUUAAGCACAGUAGAGAAUGCUGACAAAAUUGUUGUGAUUAGCGGAGGUCGAGUGGUUCAGGAAGGUGUACACAAAACCCUAAUAGCAGAAGAGGGUCUAUACAAACAAUUAGUACAGAGACAAAUGCUCGGUGGUGAGUUGAGUGAGGACUUUACAGCUCCAAAACACACUCAUGGUGGAAGAACUCCCCGUGCCCGGUCUGCUAGAAGAGUUCCACGUUCGACAUCGCCAAGUCAGCAAAGUACCGUACAAUCAUUUCUUGGUUCAAGUAUGGCUAGUUCUUAUCUUUAA
Meloidogyne enterolobii is the source of this 2380-nucleotide messenger RNA. NCBI's taxonomy places the organism in Eukaryota, Metazoa, Nematoda, Chromadorea, Rhabditida, Meloidogynidae. The record is from the annotation of a GenBank genome assembly.